Messenger RNA from Anguilla rostrata (American eel), 2773 nucleotides. RefSeq lists its product as uncharacterized. The transcript has 2 exons. Gene Ontology annotation, biological process: regulation of autophagy. Lineage: Eukaryota; Metazoa; Chordata; Actinopteri; Anguilliformes; Anguillidae. Bases 1694 to 2593 code for a protein of 299 amino acids. Gene Ontology annotation, cellular component: mitochondrion. The record is from RefSeq and is a predicted model, not a curated record.
AAAAAGUUGUUUUCUUUUCUGCAAAGCUACGACGCAGGGUUUGAAUGGAUUUUCUCCGACUGACGACUGACAGCAGACUUAGCUAAGAAGCUGGGGAUUACUCCUUGGGCUGGGCUGUGGUGUUAACUGCAUUUUUUAUUUUUAUUUUUUGGUGAGGUGGAAAAACACGGGACGUUUGCCGCUAGUGGAAAUGUACUGCGCGCGGAUACCUGUAAACCGCGUGUUUGUCUUGCAGGAUGGUUACUGUAAACAGCCGUGGGCGUCUCGCGGCCAGCUGUGUAAAUGCUGCUGCGCGGCCUCAACAGAAUUUUGUCAUCUCAUGAUUGCAGCCCUCGGCGUGCGCGAGGACCGGACUGAUCGCCGUCGGGAACAGCUGUCAACUGGUCAGGCGGCUGUUGUUUUUUUCCUGAAAAUCAGUACUAACAGUGGUCCGCUGGCCGUUGACAAACCAUUUGGACUGCUCUUAACAGCUAAUCUUCGCUGAUCUUCAUCUCGGCAGAGCUCCAGUGGUUCUGCACAGCGACUAUAUUCGGAAAACGCUGACGUUUGUGGGCAUCUCGUUGCUUGCUAACUAAAUAGCCUAGUCAAAUUAGGCUAUAACUUUUGCGAAGGGUUCAAACCACCGUGCACCUGUAUAGCGGUGCAAACUCCCGAAUCCACAGUCCGUGCGAAUUAGGCUCUGCUAAAGAAACAUCGUCAGUAGGCUAUGUCUACUCUAGAAACGAGUAAUUGAGAGUGAACUGUGUUACUUGCUGCUUAUGUGCAUCGGUGGCACUGAAGAUGUUUCCUAAAACGAGGAUCAGACGUACAGCUGUGCUUUUUUUCGGGGCCACUGAGGGGGGGAAAGGCGUCGCUCCAUACGGUUGUGAAUGGGAGGGGUUCAAACGGUGCCAGAGUGGGACGGAGUUUAAUCCUCUGGGGUUUUAAUUGUUACAGUUAACCGGACGGGGCGCUUCUACUGCGUCUUGGGCAAAAUUGGCGAUAUGUUCAAAAUGUAAACAUUUAGGUUGUACUGCAUACGAAUUUUGUAUGCGACCUCUGCGAUUUAAAAAUAGUAAAAUAACAAUAAUAACAAUGAUAAUAUUAGUAGUAGUAGCAAUAAUAAUAAUAAUGAUAGAAAAGCUCGAACGGGUAGGCAUUUUGUCAAUUCAGGCUUUAAUUCUUUGACAAAAUCUUUUGACUGAUUCAUUUUCGGCCCUGAGAAAGAAAUGUGGCAUGUUCACUUUUAGAGACAUCGAGAGAAAAAAAGAGUUAAUGAUUGGGUCCGGCAAAAUGUCUUAAUGCAGCAUCCACGCCUGGGACGGGGUACCUCGUGCUAACGUUAUCUACCCUUGUCCCGCCCGUCUUAAGCCCCGCCCUCUCUCCAUAUAUGUCCCCGCCCCUUUCGCUCUGUCAAUAAAAUCCAUUCGUCAAAUGAGAGUGUUCAAGAACUGCAAAUGGAUGGUGCUGCUAUUUUUAGAAACCGAGGAUGGGUGGGGGACAGAGGGAGAGCGUUAGCGCGAGAGCUCCAGGGCUGAUGAGAGGUAGCCCCGCUUCUGUAACGGUCGUCAGCCAGGGACUGGUAUUCGGCGACACAGACAACUGUAAGAUCGUCGCUCGAUACAGCUAAAAAAAUAUAUAUUUAUUUUUUUAAAACCCGGUGCGUUGAGAACGCGCGUCGAGGAGAGGAAGAGAAGGGUACACACGUGCAGACAUGCGUCCGCGGUCCAGGCUCCUGGCCAAGAAGCGCCUGCCCACCAUCCGGGAGGGGCACGAGGAGCUGCUGCAGGACAUGAACCAGGCCAACAGCUGCCACGCCCCGCGGCGCGGCCUGUCCUCCGAGGACUACCUGCUGUCCAUCUGCCAGCUGGCCCGGCCCGCCUUCCCGCUGCGCGAGCCGGACCGCGACAUCCUGACCCUGGGCCAGCUGGAGGCCCUGAAGCCCGGCCGGAGGCCCCCCCGCCUCCCCGCGCCCCCCCGACCCCUGACCCCCACCACCCGCAGCGGCGGCGUCGGCGGCGGAGGCUACCGGGAGGAGGAGGAGGAGAAAGAGAGGGCGGAGCCGCACGCGCUCCCCGGGGGCGUGGCGGCGAGUCAAAGCCGCGGCCGUGGCAACGGUUGCCGGGCGACCCCCGACCCCCUCGAGGUCCUGUACGGGGGUCGCCGGGACGGCCCCGCCUCGUCCACCUGCGUCGCCCGGGACACGGAGGGGAGGCUGAGCGAGGGCGGCGUACCCGAGAAGAGAGGAGCCAGGGGUCCGGGGUCCCGCCCCCUGCCUCGGUCCCAGAGCUUCCCCCGCCUCUGCUCCCCACGCCACGCCCACCGCAAAAGCAGCUGCCCUGAGAUCCGGUUGGCGGACAUGCCCCUUGCCCCUGCCCCUUCAGGCGACCAGCCAACGGGGGGAAGCCCAGGGAAGAAGCCCAGCGUCACCACACUGUCCACUGAGGGUGACCAGGAGAUGACGGGCAGGUGCUCCCCUACUGGACAGAGAGAGAACUGCAGCGGCCCAGCAGACAAACAGUCGAUGAUCUCCAGCUGGAUCGCGGACUGUCGCAAUGCCUGGCAUGAGGCCCGGAUGAGAGCCUGCAUGCUGCCUACCAUCGCUGAGAUAUAAACACACACACACGCUCGCACAUGCACAUACACACACACACGCGCUCGCACAUGCACAUGCACACACUUACACACAGGCUCAUGCACAUACACACACACAUACGCUCGCACAUGCAUAUACACACACACGCGCUCGCACAUGCACAUGCACACACUUACACACAGGCACGUGCACAUACAC